Tripterygium wilfordii is the source of this 1209-nucleotide messenger RNA. RefSeq names its product transcription factor HEC2-like. The record is from RefSeq and is a predicted model, not a curated record. Gene Ontology annotation, molecular function: DNA-binding transcription factor activity; protein dimerization activity. Bases 183 to 941 code for a protein of 252 amino acids. NCBI's taxonomy places the organism in Eukaryota, Viridiplantae, Streptophyta, Magnoliopsida, Celastrales, Celastraceae. Gene Ontology annotation, biological process: regulation of DNA-templated transcription. The transcript has a single exon.
CGUACUGCUAGUCUGCUACUGCACAUUCUGAUAAAACUCCGAGUCUUCUUACACACACAAAGUAGUCCUCCCUUUUUAUCUUCCCCAUCCCUCUGUCUCUCCAAUCUCCACCCCUUUUAAAUACUUCUCCUGAGAAAGAGGGAGUGAUUAUAUAUAUAAGUAUAUAACCUCUCUAUCCAGCCAUGGAAAUUGACCAAUUCAAGCCUGCAACUACAGCAGAACAGAUGGAGAUGAUGUUGAUGAGUAUGGACAACAAGCUCCCCGAUUUCUACGAGCCUAACUACCACGACGUCGUUUCAUCUGUUCCAUCUCAUAAUGAUGAGUUCACUACUAAUGUCACCAACACAAUAAGUGCAGUCCCACCACAUUUUCUUCAAAACCCACCUUCUUUUGCUAGCUUACCAAAUAGUACAAUCUCAUUCUCUUGUUGGGGUGGUGGAGAACUAUCUGAUGAUCAUUCGAAUAAGAAGAAUUCGAUGGCGGCGAUGAGGGAUAUGAUAUUCCGGAUGGCAGCAAUGCAGCCGAUUCACAUAGACCCUGAAGCAGUGAAGCCGCCCAAGCGGAAGAACGUGAAGAUAUCAAAGGAUCCGCAGAGCGUGGCUGCUCGUCACAGGAGGGAAAGGAUAAGUGAAAGGAUAAGGAUACUUCAGAGAUUAGUCCCUGGAGGGACUAAGAUGGACACUGCUUCUAUGUUGGAUGAAGCUAUUCAUUAUGUCAAGUUCUUGAAGAAUCAAGUGCAGUCCCUUGAGAGAUCAGCUUCUGUUAAUAAUAAGAGGUCAAUAACUAGUAAUAAUUCAGUAACUGCAGGGAUAGGGUUCCCUGUGGCAAUGUCUAAUGGAAGAAGCUAUGUUAAUCCUCUAGGGUAUAACAAGCCAUUUCAUCAUCAACCUCCUCCGCCUGAUCAUCCUCAUCAAGGUCUUCAUUAUUAUGGAGCUGCUUAAUUAGUUGAUUAACUCAUGGGAUUGCAUUUUUAGAAUGACCAUGCGUAUGUUGAUUAGCUUAAUGUGGGCAUUGUACGUGUUGCAAUUAAUUACAGGAUGAUGAUUAGCAUCUAUUUUAUCUUACAUGUGUUUUUGUUUUUUGCCUUAAUUUUUUGCGGUUUUUUUUAUGAGUGGCUAUGGAAUUCUCGUAAUUGUGUCACUGGCCAGAGAAUGAAAAGCUUGUAGGCCAUUGAUUGUGUGUAAUUGUAGACAAGAGAGAGCGAGAGGA